This is a messenger RNA of Magallana angulata, 759 nucleotides long. Its product is annotated as cerebellin-3-like. The record is from RefSeq and is a predicted model, not a curated record. The transcript is spliced from 3 exons. Gene Ontology annotation, molecular function: protein binding. The coding region runs from base 37 to 657 and encodes 206 amino acids. Lineage: Eukaryota; Metazoa; Mollusca; Bivalvia; Ostreida; Ostreidae.
AUUUUUAAAAUGUUUCAGUAUAUAAACUUUUGCUGAAUGGUUUCAAAACUUGUACCCAAUUUGCCUACAAAAAGAAAGUCGUCUCGUAAGUUCAGGAUGUUUAUGACAUGUGUCGCACUGCUCCUCACAGUAUAUUGGGGAUCGUGCGAGAAAGUGUCCCCAAAACCAGGUCUGAAAUUAUUCAGAGAGGAUUACAAAAGCGUUGAAGAAACUUGCCUUGCUGUCGGAUUUGUGAGGAAUGAUUGUAAAAAUAACACGAAGAAGGAUAAUCGUGUGGUAGCUUUUGAUGUUCGACUGAAGAAUCAGAAGAGAAACCUUGCCACAAAAGCACGGGUUGUAUUCGAAACAGUUGAUCUGAACGAAGGACUGGGAUACGACGCCUCUACUGGAGUUUUCACGGCCCCUAGCGGCGGGAUCUACGUGUUUGACUGGACAAUCUUGGCAUGGCAAGGUCAAAUUGCCUCUACAUCUCUCGUUGUGAAUGGCCAGUAUAAAUCAUGGAGUUACUGUGACGAUAGAGGAUCCAAAACAUGGCUUCCCUGUAGCAAAAUGACAUUAGUGAAGCUAAAACACGGCGAUAAAAUUUGGAUUGAAGUUAUCAAUGGAACAUCUGAUAUACACAAUCUGUAUACAUCAUUUUCUGGGUUUAAGAUGUAAUCAUACACAGAAUUAAAAGGUUUUUUUCUUCAAAAACAAUUAUGGAGAUACAAAAAAAAAUGUUGAUUCUUUAAAAUAAAACCAAACUGUGCCAUUUUUGGC